GUGUUAUACAAAGGAGAUAGUCACCAUUACAUGUAUUGAUUACCUGUAACGUGGGCGAUAUAUUUCAUAGACUUCUUGACACUGAAGAAAAUAUUUUCUGCAGACAUUAUUUUAAGAUGAAUGGAAAUAUGAAAAAAUAAAAUAAAUAUAAUGAUGAAGUUCAUAUAAAUAGAUUAAUUACAUUUUAAAUCCCAGCAUAUAGUGGACAUGAAAUCAGUUAAUGAUUUAAAAAGUUGAAUUGCUUAUUGGAAUCCCAUUAUUCACUUGUCAUAAGACUUGAAAGGAAUGAUGAAUUCAACUUGCUUGAUCCCGAGUGCUAUUUACAGCUCAGUAAACACCAACAACACUAGUCCUUUAGUGGCGCAUGCAGUUACCAAUAUACUUCAUGUACUGAUAGGAUUGCUAGGCACUGUUGGGAAUGGAUUAUCAGUUCUGGGAUUAUCAAAGAUACGACCAAGUACGACCCAUGUUAUUGUGCUAAAGUACCUAGCCAUUGCCGAUAUAAGUUACCUGUUCACCGUUAUAUUCCUGGCUAUCAUCAACUUGUUAACUCAUGUACGUUUUUAUCCUCUUCAAAUUUACAUAAACAAUGGAUUGAUACAGAUAUUACCAACAUUAUUUUUGUUGGUAUCAUCAACCCAAAUAUGGGCAACGUGGAUGAUUGUACUGGUAACAGUGGAUAGAUAUAUAUAUGUGUGUAAACCACACAAUGCUUUGCAGAUUUUCAAUAAAACAACAGCUCAUGUUUGCGCUGUUUUACUGGCCAUGGCUGCUUUUGUAUUCAGCAUUCCUCGUAUCUUUGAAGUCAAGGCCGAGAAGCAGGGAUGGUUCUUAAACAAUAGAACAUGUGAUGAUGUAUUUGGCCUUAAUGGAACGGCUUUAUACAACUCAAAAGACUACAAACUGUUUUAUGAUGUAAUCCUAAACACUACUUUCAGACUAAUGGGGCCUGUAAUUGUUACUAUGGGACUCAAUAUUCGCCUGAUUCAAUCCGUACGUAAAUCAGCUAAGGCAGUGUCAUCCCUUACGCAUCAUCAGAGAAGGGAGAGACAUUUUACAUUUCAGAUGAUAGGAAUCGUGUCCGUUUUUAUUAUAUCAUCACUAGUCUGGACUGUUGCUUGUCUUUCAUAUCUUAUACGUGAUGAUGACAAAGUGCGAAGUACCUACCUAAACUUAAUUGGUAAUUUAAUAUUAACAUGCAACUCAUCUAUUAAUUUCCUGUUUUACUUUUUCAUAGGAAAGGAUUUUCGACAGGCAUUAUGUAAAUUUCUUCGACGCAGAAAAUGUAAAAGGGAAUCGUUUAGUCGAAACACUAGUAUAUUAUAACUUGGAAAACAAACUAGAGUUGACAAGGUAGGACGUCAUGACAUAUACUUUUGACAACCUACGUUAUUCUCUUCGCAAUACAAGGUUGUUGUAAUUUGUGAAGUUUGUCGAGUUCUGAAGCUUUGUACUCGAAAUUGGAAUCUGUGAUUUAUGUUCUUAUUUUCAGGUUUAUCACCAUAGACAGCAAGUAAUUUAUACAGUAUUCUCUUUUUAUUUUCAAUCAUUCAUAAGAGCUUCAAAAGACAAAACAGAUGGGUUUGAUAUUUUGCAACUUAAUAUAUGAUUGUUAAUCCUACAAAGUUUAGGAGGGAUCCGGUGAGCCUAUUGUGGGAUCCACAGCCUGUACUAUCCUUUAGAAUAGAGGUAAACCUAAAAUUGAAAUUGAACCAGUAAAAUCAAUUACAGAGAUCAAUUGACCAUGAGUUUAUUGGGAAGGUAAGACAAUGCCUGAUGAGUAUGAUUGUAAAGAGCAAACAAAAUAUUCUCUCCCAAAUAAUGCAAGUGUCAUCAUUGGUAUGAUAAUUUCGAUGUAAAGAUUAGAAAAGAGUAAGAAAAAGGAAUUAUGUAAACAGUAAUUUAUUCAGUCAUUAGUGUUCAAUAUAAAAAGGAGAACCACUCAGAAAAUAGUUUACUUUGAAACUUUACACAGGGGAGAAUUAGUAGGUCCAUCCUUAGGUAAUAAUUUAUUUCUCAACAUGCACUGAUUUCCUUGGAGAAUGCGCUGGUUAUUGGAACAUGUUUUGUGCUUUGAUAAAUCAAAGUCUCUCACUAGCUUUAGACUAUGAGUAAAUCUCCCAGUCUGCUAGUUUAUUUGACAUUAGGCUUGUUUUACCAGACUAAGUUUUUGGCCUGGGCCCCAGAAGAGUUAAUAGAUCA
Molecule: messenger RNA, 2202 nt
Organism: Owenia fusiformis
Lineage: Eukaryota; Metazoa; Annelida; Polychaeta; Sabellida; Oweniidae
Source: the annotation of a GenBank genome assembly